This is a messenger RNA of Lates calcarifer (barramundi perch), 1776 nucleotides long. RefSeq names its product YJU2 splicing factor homolog (gene yju2). Lineage: Eukaryota; Metazoa; Chordata; Actinopteri; Centropomidae. The coding region runs from base 138 to 1172 and encodes 344 amino acids. The transcript has 8 exons. Gene Ontology annotation, biological process: mRNA splicing, via spliceosome. Gene Ontology annotation, cellular component: U2-type catalytic step 1 spliceosome. The record is from RefSeq and is a predicted model, not a curated record.
CUACUUUGAAGGCCGGAAGCUAAAGAGGAAGGGACAACCGGAAGUUUACGUGCAUUCCACGUGCAGUGCUCCACUAGCUGUCAGCCUGUUUAUUUCAGCGUUUUCUUCUCUUCGUUGAGUUUCCAGCAGAAACCACAAUGUCCGAAAGAAAAGUAUUAAACAAAUACUAUCCUCCGGAUUUCGAUCCGUCCAAAAUCCCAAAGCUCAAACUCCCCAAAGAUCGACAGUAUGUGGUCAGAUUGAUGGCUCCAUUCAACAUGAGGUGUAAAACAUGUGGCGAGUACAUCUACAAGGGGAAGAAGUUCAAUGCACGCAAAGAGACUGUUCAGAAUGAGCUGUACAUGGGACUGCCUAUCUUCCGUUUCUACAUCAAAUGUACCCGAUGUCUUGCCGAAAUCACGUUUAAGACUGACCCAGAGAACACGGACUACGCGAUGGAGCACGGUGCAACACGAAACUUCCAGGCAGAGAAACUAAUUGAAGAGGAGGAGACGCGAAUCCAGCAGGAGAGAGAAGAGGAGGAAUUGAACAACCCCAUGAAGGUGUUGGAGAACCGCACAAAGGAUUCUAAGAUGGAGAUGGAGGUGUUGGAGAACCUCCAGGAGCUGAAGGAGCUGAACCAGAGGCAGGCUCUGGUGGACUUUGAGGGAAUGAUCGACCAGUACAGAGAGAUGGAGAAGAGAGAGAGAGAACAGGAGAAAGAAGAGGAUGAGCGAGAAACAAAGGAGAUGCUGGAGCGUGCCCUCGUAAAAAGAUUAAGAGACUCCGACUCUGGUUCAGAGAAAGAAGAGGAGAGCAGCAGCUCACAGUCAAACAAGUCCAGCACAGACAAGCCAACAGACAUCCUCACCGAUGACAAACUCACAGAGACACAGGGAGCCACAGCUGGAGGGGUGAAGCGGGCCAAGACGGAGAGCUGGGAGAGGAGUGUGGGCACACUGGGUGGUAGAAAAUCACUGGGGUCUCUGGUGGUGCGAAAGAAACCGACAUCAGCGAUCAACAAACCCAGUCCAGUUGCAGCCACUGCUGCUCCCUCUUCACAAACAGAUUCAAAGGCGUCAACGACGACCGACUCCACAAGCGCUUCAAAGCCCAAUACCACACAAAAUGAAUCGUCAUCUCUCAGCCUGCUGGGGGCGUAUUCAGACAGUGACAGCAGUGACAGCGAAUGAGAGGAAGAUGACAUGAGUGACUGACACUUAGUUGUAUGAAUAAUGCAAGAGGGAAUAUAAUGAUAUGGACCUUUUUGUAAAGCAGAAAUCAAAGUCAUGUGUAAACCAGUUUGUGGGUUUAGCUUUUCUGUGAAGAAAUGACUGAUAGCAAGUCAUUGUGUUGGUGGACAGUUGUUUGCAGGAAUUGUAUUGUCUGCUGUUCAAAUCCAGUGAAACCAUAGUAAUCUUUCUCAGCAGAUCCACUGGUUCGUGGACCUGUUGUUACAGAGAAUUUAACUUUGAAAAAAAAUUGAAACAUUUUAAUUUUUGUGAGAUACAUUUUUUUAUUUUUUAUUUUAGCGUAUAUUAAAAAUUGUUUAACUCAUUGUUUUUGAAAUAUUUUUGACAUCUUGCAACACCUUAACUAUCUUUCUUUCUUUCUUUCUUUUCCUAAAUCUACAUAAAUUAAUGUAGAUCAGAAAAGCAAGAAUACCUGCUACAAACUUAUCUUAGUGCUGAAAAGGGGGAAAUAAGCUUAUGUAAAAGCAGAGUGAUAUUUUACAUGGUUAAUAAUGCUGAUUUAUGUAAUCCAAGAUUUGCACUGGAAUAAAUAAUCAUAUCACUA